This is a messenger RNA of Triticum aestivum (bread wheat), 1747 nucleotides long. RefSeq lists its product as uncharacterized. The record is from RefSeq and is a predicted model, not a curated record. NCBI's taxonomy places the organism in Eukaryota, Viridiplantae, Streptophyta, Magnoliopsida, Poales, Poaceae. The transcript has 2 exons. The coding region runs from base 428 to 997 and encodes 189 amino acids.
CAACGCCCACUAACAGCACGCACCACACCGGCCACUACCACAUGACCCAGCCACUAACAAGCUAACUACAUCCACGCCCACGCACAGCAUGCAUUGACUAACGGCCACACAACCCAUACCGUGCGUGCGUGCAUGCAGCUGUUUGUUGCCAGCUCCCGUGGACGGCUAGGCCAAGACCAACCGGCCGUGAUCAAGAUUAUUGCUUAGACCCUCCUCCAACCACUCCUCCACAACCUCCGGCUCCAAUCACUCACCCCGCCCAGCCGCCCCUAGCGCCACCGCCGUACAACUCAUCAACAUCCGCAGCCAUGUCCCCAUCACCCUUACCUUCGAAGAGUCAAACUUCUCGAUCUGGCAAACCUUCUUCAACCUCACCUUCCGCAAGCUUGGUCUUCUCGAUCAUGUUGAUGGAUCGAUUGAUGCUCUCAUGAUGUUCGGCGACGUCGAGUGGACCCAGAUCGAUCAGUGUAUCGUGUCUUGGCUCUACACCACCGUCUCCAACGACAUCCUGCACAUCAUCAUCAAGCCCUCCGACACGGCCGCGAAUGCAUGGACGGUCAUCGCCGAGCUCUUCCUCGACAACCGUCUACAGCGUGCUAUCUUCGCCAAGCGGGAGUUCCACAACAUCGUCCAAGGCGACCUGUCCGUCACCGCCUUCUGUAGCCGCCUCAAGUGCCUCUCCGACACUCUUCGCGACGUCGGCUCACCGGUCUCCGAUCAGGACAUGCUGCUCGCUCUCAUCAACGGGCUGAACGACGACUUCGGCCAUUGCAUCGCGGCGCUCACCAUCAACCCCGCUGGCCUCACCUUUGCGCGCGCCCGUGGUGCCCUUCUCCAGGAGGAACGCCGCCUCUCCCGCGGCGGUCAUCGCGCCCAGCUGACGGCUCUCAUGGCCGGUCACUCCCGGCCGCCGGCUACCGCUCCGAGCCUGCGUCCCGUCGCCCCUGUUGCUCCCUCCUCUGGUGGUGGUCGCACCCGCGACAAGAAGAAGAAGUAGGCCGCCUCUCUUGCUGGCCCUCGCAGCACGGCCGCUCCUACUCCUGAUGCUCGCAGCACUCCGGCGUGGCCUCUCGGAGGCUACCCGCUGUCGGGCAUGUUCGCGGCGUGGCCACCCAACUGGCGCGCGCCUGGUGCCGGCCUGCUCGGGCCUCGCCCUGGAGCCUCGUCACCGCACGCCUAUGCGGCCCAACUCGGGCAGGCGGCCCCGCUAGGGUUCGGGCAGAUGGCCCCGGCCGCUCCUGCCUACAGCCCCGUCUACCCCUACGGUUCCAUCUUCCCCAGCUAUGCGCCACUCCCGCCUCAUCAUCAACCCCCGGCAUGGGACCAGACGCAGCUUCACGCCGCCCUCAACGAUCUCUCCAUCCACGGCGGCGGCAGCGGGAAUGACUGGUUCCUUGACACCGGUGCUACCUCACAUAUGGCGAACAAUCCCGGAUCUUCUCACACGACGAGUGAUUCUGCGAUGUGACAGCCCGGACGACCUUUAUCCGCUCGUGUCCGGACCUCAAGCUCUUCUCGCCGAAAUCUCCGAUCUUUGGCACCAACGGCUUGGACAUCCGGGACACGCUGCUCUCUCCAAAACAUUGUCAUCUUUUGAGUUUUCUUGUAAUAAAGCCAUGUCUACAACAUGUCAUGCUUGUCGUUUGGGCAAGCACGUUAGGUUACCUUUCAAACAAUCAGAUUCUCAGGCUAGUUUCCCUUUUGCUCUUAUGCACUGCGAUGUAUGGACAUCUCCCAUAAAAAGUGU